Messenger RNA from Prorocentrum cordatum, 1167 nucleotides. Lineage: Eukaryota; Dinophyceae; Prorocentrales; Prorocentraceae. The record is from the annotation of a GenBank genome assembly.
AUGGCGGACCAGCUGACCGAGGAACAGAUCGCCGAGUUCAAGGAGGACGCGGCCUUCUGCCAGACGGAGGUGGUGCUGUUCCACCGCCAGGCGAGCGCCGAGCCCGAGGCCGCGCAGGGCCCGCCCGCCCGCAGCGAGGUGAACGCCCACAACGUCCAGAUGUUCGCCAUGGGCGUGUCCUGCAUCCUCAGCGUGCCGGUGCUGAAGGCGCUGACGGGCCUGGAGCCCUGGCUGGGCAUGCUGCUGGCCCUCGGGCUCAUGUGGCUGGUCACCGACGCGAUGAGCAGAGAGAACGAGGACCUGCCCUUCAAGCCCGCUGGGCCGCCGCAGCACGGGGUCGUGGAGGCCCUGCGGAAGGUGGACCUCAUGGGCCUGCUCUUCUUCGCGGGCGUGCUGCUGGCCGUCGGCUGCCUGAACGCGGCGGGCGUGCUGCAGAGGUUCGCGCGGCAGCUCGCGGGCUGGUGCGGCGGCAGCGACGUCAUGCUGGCCUCGCUGCUGGGGAUCUCCUCGGCCAUCGUCGACAACGUACCGCUGGUGGCCGCGUCGAUCGAGAUGUUCGACGACGUGCCCGUGGACGACAAGCUGUGGCAGCUGAUCGCCCUCGCGUCCAGCACGGGGGGGUCCCUGACCAGCGUCGGCAGCAUCGCCGGGGUGACCUUCAUGAACAUGGAGGGCAUCAGCUUCGUGUGGUACAUCAAGUACGUGACCGUCUGGGCCGGCGUCGGCUUUGUGGCGGGCAUCGUGGCCUACCAGGCCCAGCUUGCGCUGUUCGGCAGCCCCACCUGACGCGGGCUCCGCGGCCGCGCCGCCCGGGCGCCGCCCGCGGGGGGCAGAGGGGCAGCUGGGAGGCCCUGCCUCCUCGCCUCCCCAUCUCCGGGAGAUCACAGUUGAACGGAGGGCGAGGAUGGCGCGGCUGCUCAUCGCGACUAUGUGCGGAUGAGACGGCUGCUCGUCAAGUUUUCUGGUGCGCGGGGGCGUCUAAAGGGCGCCCCUGCGCGCGCGGGCGCCACCCGAGGCCUCCAGGGGCGCGGCCCGCCCGAGGCCUCCCAGAGGGCCCGCCCGGGGGCCCCCCCGAGGCGCGCCGCGCGCGCCCGGAGGGCGCCGCGCCCCGCGCGCGGCGCACGAGACUCCGCGCUCGGAGAGCGCCGCUCCGCGCGUGCCGCGCGC